Molecule: messenger RNA, 928 nt
Organism: Trichobilharzia regenti
Lineage: Eukaryota; Metazoa; Platyhelminthes; Trematoda; Strigeidida; Schistosomatidae
Source: the annotation of a GenBank genome assembly
AUGAAAAAGUUGUUGGAUAGCACAAACACCAAGUUGAAUAGAGCUCUUCAGAAAACAAAUGAAGCAAUAGGAAGAGCUGAAAAAACAGAGUUCGACGAAGAGUUUCUGGCUCUGGUUUCGCAGGCCGAAUCAACACAUGAAGCAACAAGGAAAAUAAUGGAAGCCAUUGAGCUGUGGAUCAACCCAUGUGUUUCUAGAAAAAUCGAGGAUGUCGCAAGCAAGGUAGAAAGUUUGGUCACUGAUAAUAAGGCUUACUGGUUAAAAGUUCCAGCAAAGUUGCCUGCUGAACAUUUUGGAGAGACACUGAUCAAUGUUGCUAUGGAUGUUGGCGUUAACAGUCAAUAUGGUGAGGCAUUGAAGAAAUGCGGCGAAUAUGGUCGCGGUGUAGCAGCAGCUGAACACCGAAGGAAUUCAUUGUUAGAGAAGAAAACACUGACUGUACUGCAUCAUUUUCUAUCGGUGGACUGGCCUGAUAUUCAAAAGGAACGUGGCCAUCUAGAAUCAUACCGUUUGGACUAUGACAAAUUAAGAAGUAAGGUGAAGAACAGUGAAAAUCCAGAUCCCAGUACUUUAGCAAACAUGGAGAAAGCUAAAGGCGUUCUUGACAAACAACUGGAAGUGACAAGAGCUAAAUUAGAGAGAAUAAAGUCAGUGAAUCAAACCAAUUUGGUGGCAAUAAAAGAGCUUAUAGCUGCACAGAGAAACUAUUUCAGUGAAUGCAGACAAAAGACUGAAGAGUUGGCUGCUGAGCUAGAGAAAUCUUAAAAGUGCUCUUCUCUCACUAUAUUAACAAUACUGCAGUGUAUGCCGGCUACUGCAAGCAGACAAGACGCAUGUCUAUUUUUCUGGUGCCUAUAAACUGAUGACAUUACAUUAUAUGCUUAUUUUUUACAAUUGAAUUCAAUAUAACCUUCUGUGUGUAUAUGGU